CUCAUUUCAUCGUUUCUUUCUUAACCCAAAAACAAACACAAACAAACCAAAAGGAGAAGAAAAAAAAAAAAUGGAUCUUCUCCUUUUCAUGUUCUCCCUUCUUCUCUCUUAUCUUUUCUUCAAGAUCUGGAAACUCAUAGACUCAAAGAAAGACAAAGAUUGCUACAUCCUAGACUACCAAUGUCAUAAACCAUCCGACGACAGAAUGGUGAGCACUCACUUCAGUGGAGAAAUCAUUCACCGAAAUAAAAACCUUGGAUUAGAGGAAUACAAGUUCCUUCUCAAAGCCAUUGUGAGCUCAGGGAUCGGUGAACAAACCUACGCUCCAAGACUUGUCUUCGAAGGCAGAGAAGAGCGUCCUACGUUGCAAGAUGGGAUCUCGGAGAUGGAAGAGUUCUACAUCGACACCAUCGGUAAAAUCAUGGAGAGACAACAUAUCUCACCUAAAGAAGUCGACAUCCUCGUAGUCAACGUCUCCAUGCUCACUUCAGUGCCUUCUUUACCUUCAAGAAUCAUAAACCAUUACAAGAUGAGAGAAGACAUCAAAGUCUUCAACGUAACCGGGAUGGGAUGUAGCGCGAGUCUAAUCUCUGUAGACAUUGUCAAGAACAUAUUCAAAAGCUACCCAAACAAGCUAGCUCUCGUUGCUACCUCCGAGUCUUUGAGCCCUAAUUGGUAUAGCGGAAACAACCGUUCGAUGAUUCUAGCUAACUGCUUGUUCAGAUCCGGUGGUGCUGCUAUUCUCUUGACUAACAAACGUAGCUUGAGAAAGAAAGCAAUGUUUAAGCUCAAGUGUCUGGUACGGACUCACCAUGGAGCAAGAGAGGAGUCUUACAAUUGCUGUAUCCAGUCCGAGGACAAACAAGGUCGUGUAGGGUUUUACUUGGGGAAGAAUCUACCGAAGGCAGCCACUCGAGCUUUGGUGGACAAUCUCAAGGUUAUAGCACCAAAGAUUCUUCCCGUAACCGAGCUCUUGAGGUUCAUGAUAAAGCUUUUCAUCAAGAAAAUCAAGAUGCGUCAAAACCCUAGCAAGGGCUCCACGAAUCUCCCAACGGGAACUCCUAUGAAGGCAGGGAUCAACUUCAAGACCGGGGUUGAACACUUUUGCAUUCAUACCGGAGGAAAAGCUGUGAUUGAUGGGAUUCAAAAUAGCUUGGAUUUAAGCGAUUAUGAUAUUGAACCGGCUAGGAUGACUCUUUACAGGUUUGGGAAUACCUCGGCUAGUAGUUUGUGGUAUGUGUUGGCUUACAUGGAGGCUAAGAAGAGACUUAAGAGAGGAGAUAGGGUGUUUAUGAUAAGCUUUGGAGCUGGGUUUAAGUGUAAUAGCUGCGUCUGGGAAGUUUUGAGAGAUCUCACCACUGAAGAAUCAAAAGAGAAUGUGUGGAAUCAUUGCAUUAAUGACUAUCCACCUAAAUCGAUUGCGAAUCCUUUUACAAAGAUGUAUGGUUGGCUUCAAGAUGAAGAUCCUGAUACGUUCAAGAUCCCUGAGACUUUCAAGAUCCCUGACGAGUAUUUGUAAAACGUUUCCGCACAGAAACACAAACGCAAAAACAACACAAAGGUGACAAUAUUCUCUUUCUUUCUUUUUUUUCCUUUUCCCUAUAAUUUACGUGUUUUAAUUGGAUUGGAAAUGAGAUAUGAAUGCAUGUAAAAGAGAAACUUUGGUAACGUAUUGCUUGAUAUAAUUUUUUGAGUUAUAAUUUGUUAAAGAAUUUCUGGGGUAUGCACAUCCAAUACGAUGAGAAUUUUUCUAAUUUGCCAUCCGAAUGGAAUGUUGCCCUCUUUUUCUUGCGUUGAAAGUUGUAUCAUUUUAAUAUUUUUUUGUAUUAAUGUUCAUUUCACUUUAAUUUGUAAUAUUGUUUCGCAUUUACUGAACCUUGUCAAGGUAGAAAUUCAUUCUACUCCUCUUUUUACGUGAUUAUAUAUUUUCAGUUGUUUGGUUUGAAAAGUUUACAAGGAAAUUAAGAG
This is a messenger RNA of Eruca vesicaria subsp. sativa (arugula), 1968 nucleotides long. The record is from the annotation of a GenBank genome assembly. NCBI's taxonomy places the organism in Eukaryota, Viridiplantae, Streptophyta, Magnoliopsida, Brassicales, Brassicaceae.